Acanthamoeba castellanii str. Neff is the source of this 1980-nucleotide messenger RNA. Its product is annotated as peptidase family c78 protein. Lineage: Eukaryota; Discosea; Longamoebia; Acanthamoebidae. The transcript is spliced from 12 exons. The record is from RefSeq and is a predicted model, not a curated record. Bases 1 to 1980 code for a protein of 659 amino acids.
AUGCUGGUGGGCAGUCGCGCGUUGGAUGCGCUUGAUCACCAUGCCCAGGCCAUCAAGCAGCGCAAGAGCGCAAAGGCCCCUUCCCAAAACGCGACCACAAAUGCCCUCGACUACGGCGUGGGGUGGCUCGUUGGCCCUACCUCUGCGGAAGCCCUGAUUAAUUGCAUAGCCUGCACCGAAUUCGCGAACAAGGAGCUUGUGGAGGCUGGUGGCAAUGUGGACCUGGUCGCUAAUCCACCGAAUUGGGAGGAAGAAUCGAAAUUCGUGGCUUCGGUCCUGCCCCAGGGGCUCUCAGCACGCGGCCUCUACUUCUGCUUCGUGGACGACUCGAACGUUGAGCAGAGGGAAGCACUCCUCAAUCGAUUCUUCGAGAAGAACGCGCAGGCCCUGCGCUCCAUCUUCGCCGCCAACGCCUCUGCUGGCAGCACCUCCAUCUUCGUAGCGGCCAAGGCGCUGCACCCGACCGAAGAGCAGCAGGACGAGGCCCACGCCCGCCCCGCCUUCUACCGCCUGGCCCUGGGCCAAGACGCGGCCUCGCCGUCGUUGGAGCAGGUGUCGAACGUGGAGGUGGCCAAAGCCGGCCAGGUGCUGCGCGACUUUGGUCUCUUCCGCACGCGCCUCAGUCUCCCUGUCCGCGCUAGCGACCUCGGCGCUCUGCAGGAGCAGGUGGAGGCGAUCGAGGCACAGAUCAAUGGCGACGGGGCUCACUUUCUGUUCCCGUCCGGCGCUGACAAGGGAGCCGCGCUGGCGCUGCUCAACCGAACUACCAACGCGUCGUUCCCGGCCAAGGAGUUCCAGAGCAAGGCCAAGGCCACUAACAAGGGAGAGGCACCACAGGACAACAGCACAGUGCCGACUGCUGUCGAGGUCAAGCUCUACACGUCGCGGUCCAGCGGUGGCGCCAAGGUCGCGGCACCGGUCUUGAGCUACGCCCCGGCCGGCAGCGGCGGCGCAACGGAAACACAGAUUCACUACGAUCUGGAGCUGGACGCUCUCGCCUACGUUCCGCUGUCGCAGACGACAAAGGUGAGCGAGGUGCUGAACAGCCUGGCCGCCAGCCUGACGGCUCAGCUUCGCCAAGCGGCCGCCUUCAUUCGCCAGCUGAGUGCGUCCGCCACACCGAGCACCUUCAACAAGAUGCGGGCCUACCAUUUUUGCCCGCUCGACCUCCCACACGUCAUCACCCUCAUCUACCCGGUGGGCCAGUACGGCUGGGAAGAUUAUCUGGGUACUGAACGAGAGGCUCGGCCUAGCGUGUAUGGGUCCUUCCGUCAGCAGCUGCAUCGCAAGCUGCUGCUCCCCUUGGAUCGUCCGCUGCUCAAGAGCACCAACUCGCUGCUCCUCGACCCCGUGCCGCCGCCAGCAGAAGGCGCCAGCCUGCAUUUGCGAGACGUGCACCGAACGCUGGGUCCCUCUGGAGUGGGCGGCCGCGUACAUCUGGUGGACGGGUCCUACGAAUACUAUCACUACUUGCAGGACAAUUUUGAUGACCGGACCAUCUGCUCCUGGAUUCGUAUUCAGGGCUACAGCCAGCUUCCAGUUCCCACGCACCGAGAGAUUCAGCGCAUGCUGGUCGACAUGAAGGACAAGCAGUCGUCGUUCGUGGGGUCGAGGGAAUGGAUUGGCGCGAUCGAGAUUCAGAUGUGCCUGGACAAGCUCUACGGGCUGUCGUGCAAGAUCUUGCGUGUGAGCUCCGGUGCCGAGUUGGCCUACAAGGGCGCCGAGUUGGCGCAUCACUUCGACACACAGGGCACUCCUGUCAUGAUCGGUGGUGGCGUGUUGGCGUACACGCUGCUCGGCGUCGACUACAAUGAGGACUCGGGCGCCGUCAAGUUCCUCAUCCUCGAUCCGCACUACACGGGCGCCGACGUGGUCAAGUCCAUCACCAAGGACAAGUGGUGCGGCUGGAAGGACGCCUCUCUCUUCCGCAAGGACUCAUUCUACAAUCUCUGCAUGCCCCAGCGGCCCAGGGAAAUAUAG